AGAUCAAUGAUCAGAAGAAGUGCCACAAACGAUUUAGCAAUCCCCAAAAAUGAUUCUGAAAGCAAUACGUUUUCAAAAUGGCCAUUUGCCGAAAAAUCGUUUACUAAAAAACCUCCUACUUUAAGUACUAGAAAACAGACUGAAUAUUCAAACAUCCCUAACUCAUUGGACAAAUUAGAUUCAUCUUUAUUCAAGAAUAAAUAUUCUUUAGUGGGAGACCCUGAAACAGUGGCUCACAAUUCAAUUGAACCAUUGUUAGAGGACAAAGUUACCAGAGAUUUACUAGUAAACAUACGUUUUGAUCCAAGAAAAAUGGAAACAAGUCUGACAUCUGGUGCAACGUUUUGUAAAUCUUUGUCAUUCAGAUCUGCUGCAGAAUUAAAAGCUUCAACAACUGUGGGGCUUAAUUCACAAAAUAGCCACAGAAGUACCGAUAUUUUUGAACAAAAGAACGUUAACACUUUGAGAGAAGUUUACGGAAACACUUUAAAUAGACCAUCUCAGGAAACCAACAACGUUAAACCAUUUGACGAUUUCCUGGCCAAAUCCAAUAUGAACUUUCAAGGCAACAGGAAAGGAUCAUAUUUUUGGAGCACAUUAAGUUAUGAUAGUAAAAAAGACGAACAUUCAAACAAGCUUGGUUAUCCACAUAUAGAAAAGAAAAAUUCGACAUACGAUAUAGCUAAUAAGGAGAAUUUACCAUUUCGAAAAGAACGUUUUUUUAAGAGAAUAUUUAACACCUGCUUAAAUAGUACCGAAAGUAAGGACAUCACAAACACAUUAAAUAUGGAUGCACAAGAUAGAGUGAGAUUAAUACAUAAUGCGAAUAAUGUAAGGGAUACUAAUUGUUUCGGAACAACAAAUUUGAUAUCAGAGGUACUAGAAGAAUCUCCAGUCAAAGAAAAUAAUGACUUAGUUGCUGGAAAGCCAUCAACGACAUGUAAUUGCCAAAGCGCAAUUUGCUGUAAAGAUGAUAUUCAAUCUACUUCCCAGAUUAUGUCACGAUCUCAAACAAACAUGGAAGUAAUUCCUCCUUCCACCCAUUCAACUUCCUAUUUAUCAAAUUCCAAUGCGAUAGUAACUAAUACUCGAGGCAAUCUUAACAAUCCAAGUUCUCUGGAUAAUGAAACGCUAACGACUCUAAAUAGAAUUUACGAAAGUAAUAAAUGGAAAGUUAACUCAGGUGCAGUCACCACAACACAUAUUUCGGAUAAUAUGCGGAUUCCAAAUUUAAUUUCUAAAAAUGCUAGUAAACCACUCAGAAAGCUAGACGAAAUUGAAUCUGACAACGAGAAAAAUGUCAACGUUGCAGAACGAUUAUUUUGCAAUGAAGCACCUUUCCAAUGCACCGAUGAAACCGCAAAAUCGCUUGUUAGGUCACCAAAUUCUCGGUAUCUAUAUAGCUACCAAAAUAAACCCAAUGACCGGCUUAAAGAAAACGAUACAUCUAAAAAUAAUAAAAACGAGACGUUCUGCUCACAAGAGUUUAGAUGUGACUCAUAUGAGUUUCCUACUCAGCAGACUUUGACCCAAACCCACCAAACAUAUGCAGAAAAUAAUGGUAUUUUUUGUUCGCGAAAUGACUGCUUCACUCAACCGCAAAGUAUCUUACGCAACUCUCAAGAAAAUCGAGUUACUUGCAAAAAUUCCGAAACAAGUCGAACAGUUAAUUGGUCACCAACUUCCAUUUUAUAUGAAGAUAACUUAUUGAAACAGCUUCUAGACGAAAAACCAGAUAUUAUUAAAUCUUAUAACAAGCGGAAAUCCGAGGACAAACAGUUAGAAAAUCAGGAUGGAAUAAUGGCAAAAACUUAUAUUAAAAAAUAUCGAAAAAACAAUAUUCGCAUUUAUAAAAUUAAACGACGUUUUCGUACUUCUGUUGAAGAAACGUAUGUACCAAAAGAACACAAACUUAUUAACAAGUUUCUAAAUCAAGCCGAAGGUGAUUCCGGGAAUGAACUUUUAAAUGAAAAUGAGGAUAGCGAAAGUAUUACAACCUCAUCGUCAUAUUUAACAGAUGAAACUACUCCUGACGAUUUGAGUUCUGAUACGAAAAAUCGAACAGAAUAUCAGACGUUUUUGGGAAACAGUAUUAAUAGAAUUUUGAAAGACAAGUCUCUAAUUUUCUCAAAGUUUUCCGACACAGUGCCUCUGGAAAUUAAUAGCUCGGAUGUUUUGACUAAGAUAGAAGAAAUCAUGGUACAGCUUUUGUCGGAUUAUGAGUGUGGCAAAAGUAUUUCUUUAAACAUUCCAUCGAUAGCGAACUGCGUGUUUAGAGAUGACAGAUAUCAGUUGGUAGACUUAACACGUCGCCAUUAUGUACUACGGCGGCAUACUCCAAGUAACAGGCUGCGUUUCAAUUUAAUAUUAUUUAUUUUAAAUAAAAUACGGAUUUUACUGCAUACAAACUCAAAAUUGACGAAAAGAGAAAUUUAUUAUCAAUUGAAGACGGACGUUUGUACACAAAGGCACACUGAUAGCGCCAUCCGAAUCAUAAGCAGAAUGCUGAACGUCGGCAUGUGGGCCUUGAAUAUAACUGCCCAAAAAGGCUUAGUUUAUGGCAACAUGAAAUUGGUAAUGGAUACAGGAGAAACCAUAAAUUGUAAUGUUGCAGGAACGUUGGUGCCUAACGAUGUAAUGAAUAUUUGUGAAAUUCAGUCGCAAGCCUUUUUCAUUUUAGUGGUCGAGAAGGAAUCUAUUUUUAACAAAUUACUCGAAGAAGAUUUACCAAAUAAGUUAACCAAACCUUUUAUAUUAAUAACUGGUAAAGGAUAUCCUGACUUGAAUACCCAACUAUUCUUAAAAAAGUUGUGGAUGGUAAUGGAGAUUCCAGUUUUCAUCUUUGUAGACGCAGAUCCUGAUGGUAUUUCUAUUAUGCUAACGUAUCGAUUUGGAUCGAAGACGAAUGUUCACCUUUCUGAGUAUCUAGCAAUUCCAAAAGCUAAGUGGAUUGGAGUCUUUCCUACAGAAAUCUUAAAUGUGGGUGCAAAUUAUGAAAUAUUGAACAACAGGGAAGAAAGAAAAGCUACAAGCUUACUUCAACUGCAGUGUGUUCAAGAAAAUCCAAAAAUCCAAAAGCAGAUACAAACAUGUUUGGAUACUGGCGUCAAGGCAAGCAUAGAAGCUUUGAUUAAAUCAGAAUCGUACCUGAGUAACCAGUAUCUUCCUUCAAAGUUUUUGCAAAAUGAUUUAAUUUAACUUAUACUAAAUAACUUGCAAGGAAUAUUUAUUACAUUAAUUUGAAGAA
Molecule: messenger RNA, 3247 nt
Organism: Dendroctonus ponderosae (mountain pine beetle)
Lineage: Eukaryota; Metazoa; Arthropoda; Insecta; Coleoptera; Curculionidae
Exons: 10
Coding region: 7-3198 (1063 amino acids)
Biological process (GO): meiotic DNA double-strand break processing; meiotic DNA double-strand break formation; reciprocal meiotic recombination
Cellular component (GO): nuclear chromosome
Molecular function (GO): DNA topoisomerase type II (double strand cut, ATP-hydrolyzing) activity; DNA binding; ATP binding
Source: RefSeq, a predicted model, not a curated record